AUGGUUGAAUGCAGUACCCAACACAACUUGAAAGAACAGCAGCUCGAUCUCGGUUAUCUUCAGCAGAUAUUGGCAGCUGCAGACUCGGCAUUCGACAAUGCGUUAUACCCAAAGGCUCUUGGACACUACCAAUCGGCUAUGCACGACAUUGACACGAUGCUCCCCUUCAAGAUUCACAUGCAAUGUGCGCGUGCCCAUCAGGCGGUUGGUGAACUGAAGCUUGCUGUUGACGACGUUCUCAAGGCUAUUGGACGUUAUCCUAUCGAACCUCGUGGUUAUUUGCUUGCAGCAGACUUAUAUCUCAAACAAGACAUGCUCAGGGACGCGUUGUUAAUAUGUGACGAGGGGUGUGCCAAUGCGAAUGUCGAUAUGGCAGGAUACAAGGAUUUACAAUCUAUGAGACGCAAGGUGUUACACUAUGUGCUUGUACGCAAUAGCUGGAUCAGCGAGCGGCUAUCAGGGGAAAUCAUCGAUCAAAUAUUGUCAUUGUUACCCAUCAAGUCCCAAGUGCAGUUGGCAAUGACAUGCAAGCAUUGGAAUACGUACGUUUUCAGAUUUUGGCCGGGUUUAUGGAAUACGGUGCGAUUGACUUGUCUCGGUGAUCAAAAGGAGCGUUUGCUAUCAACCAUCCCUGGUCACAAAGUACGACAUUUGAUUAUUGAUGCUGGAAUGCCUUGGAAUGCACGCAAGCGGCUCGUUACCAACAAAUGGAAUCAACUAGAAUCAUUGGUUUAUGCUGAAAGGGAUGUGGCACCAUGGGAUUGGUUUCAUCAGCUGGUGGAGAUGAACAAGACGACAUUGAAAAGAGUGGAGCUUUAUGAAUCAGAGACGGUGCAAUAUUCCAAAGGGUGGAUGUACCUGGUUUUAAGUGCAUGUCCAAACCUUGAGACUUUUCGUUGUGUUGGAUACAAGGACUCUAGCAAUGGAUCAGUACUCAUGCCAACAUCCUCAAUAUCACUUGCCGACUACCAAUUGCUUGCAUCAUUGACGAUCCCACUUGUUCGGAUAUCAGCAACAUCACCAUCCAUUGCUCAAUGCAUCCCAGAGAUAUUGCUCCAUUGCCCUUAUUUGGAAGAGAUCAGCUUCGAUGACUAUGAAAUUGGAUCAAAUGACGAUGACGAUGAUACCAACAACGAACGGCUCUUGUGUCGAAUGUUGACAGCCAUUGAUCGACAUUGUCCGAUGAUUAAAAAGGUCGAAAUCAAUCCACAACCAUCAACUUACGAGCACUGGCAUCCGACAACGACUUCAUCUGGUUUACAAUCGCUUUCAUUCCAGCUAUCGACGGAUCAUUACAGAGACAACCAAAGUGACCAGGCUUUAACAUCAUUUAUCGAGCAGCAUCACACAACACUUGGGAGGAUAUCAAUGGUGCACAAUGGAUUGGUGCCUUGGUCAAUGAAUGAUGGUCGUCCCAUGCGAUAUUUACAGCGAUUGAGUCAACUUGAUAUUCCCAGAGUGCGUGAUUUAUGCAUUGCUCUACAAGAUGACGGGCAUAUGAGCGACUCCGAUAUCAACCAAUUAUCACUAUCGAUCGGCACGGUGAAUUCCAUCAUUCAAAAAUGCCAUUCGCUUGAAUAUCUUCAAUUGAUCGACUGCUUUGCCGCUGAGGUGCUUCAAACCAUCGCCGAUAAGCUUGAUCGACAACGUUUACGCGUAUUACGUCUGGUGAAUCAUGAAACGGAUAAAUGCGAGCAACGUGCAGGGAAUAAAAAGCAAUAUCGUGGUGCGGCUAUUGGCUCAUUGUGCCGUGUCUUUGAGGAUCAUACAAUGAAACUGCUCUCUAUUGUCGAUCUUGAUAUGGGUCGUUGGGUUGAUAAUCGAGUACUCAGGGCCAUCGGACGUUACGACAAGCAGCAACAACACGUACUUACUCGGUUACGUAUUGGGAAAGGGAACAAGAUUACAACGGGUGGACUUUUAGACUUCGCCGAGGAUAUGCGACAAUCUCAACUGACACACCUCUCGAUUGAUCUUUGCAAUGACUCUACCAAGAUGAUCGAUAUACUCGUAUUUUCCACGCUCCCAUACCUUACCAAUGUCGAUAUCACCGCCAACUGCAAAUAUCGCCGUGUACGAAACACCGUUGCUCGAUUUUUUCCAGCUAGUCGCAACACAUUGCGUUUGAAGAUAUCCUACGCCUCGCCCUGGGCCACCAGCGAAGAAGAUCGUCUAGUAUAUACAUGCAUUGAGACUGAUCAGGAUACAUACACGAUUGAGAUACUUGUUGAAUCAUCCGACUACUAUCAAAUGAUCGUCAAUCUCCAUGGUGAGGUAAAGUUUGAAGAACUGUACCCUGGUGAUAGUAGUGAUAGUAAUGAUGGUAGUGAUGGUAGUGAUGGUAGUGAUGGUAGUGAUGGUAGUGAUAGUGGUUAUUAA
This is a messenger RNA of Lichtheimia ornata, 2379 nucleotides long. RefSeq lists its product as uncharacterized. The coding region runs from base 1 to 2379 and encodes 792 amino acids. The transcript is spliced from 2 exons. Gene Ontology annotation, cellular component: SCF ubiquitin ligase complex. Gene Ontology annotation, biological process: SCF-dependent proteasomal ubiquitin-dependent protein catabolic process. Gene Ontology annotation, molecular function: protein binding. NCBI's taxonomy places the organism in Eukaryota, Fungi, Mucoromycota, Mucoromycetes, Mucorales, Lichtheimiaceae. The record is from RefSeq and is a predicted model, not a curated record.